This is a messenger RNA of Micromonas commoda, 1431 nucleotides long. RefSeq lists its product with no specific name. NCBI's taxonomy places the organism in Eukaryota, Viridiplantae, Chlorophyta, Mamiellophyceae, Mamiellales, Mamiellaceae. The transcript is spliced from 2 exons. The coding region runs from base 1 to 1431 and encodes 476 amino acids. The record is from RefSeq and is a predicted model, not a curated record. Gene Ontology annotation, molecular function: ubiquitin binding.
AUGACCGAGGGUAAGCCGGAAGGACCGGCAGCCGCCCUGAAUCCUUCGGCGGCCGCGUUCACCUUCAAGGCGACAGCACCCUCGUUCACGCCCGGCUCCACAGAUUCACGGCCUGCCGCGGGUGCCGCUCCUUUCUAUCCUCGCCCGCAGGCGCCACCCACGGAACCGGAGUAUCCUGGGUAUGAUGAGUUCGACGAGUAUCAUGAUCACGAACAAGAUCAAGUCGUAGACCUGCCGAAGAAGAAGAGCCUCGCGGAUCUGGGCCUGGACUCCCUCGGAUUUGUGUCGGACGGCUCGGAGUCGGGCCACGACACCCCGUCUCCCAUGACGCAGAUUAGGCGACAGCAGGCUAUGAGACAGAAUGUUGGGGAUGGACAAGAUAUCGGUGGUUGGUACAGCGGUGAAGGCGUGGAGGGGGUCGCCGCGGAGUGGCAGCACACCGUGUCAUACCAACCGCACGACCAACACCCUAUCGCUGGGUACGAGGGUGAAUACGAUCAACAACUCGCGGCGUACAAUAUGCCGCACUAUCCCUACUACCCCGCGGGAGCAGGCGGAGGGCUCUCGGAGUAUGACGAAGGAGAGUUCUUAAAAUUUCUACAGGAGAGUUUCCCCGGGUACAGCCUGGAUAGCCUCCAGGAGCUGCUCGAGGCGAACGGCGGGGAUGCCAAUAUCACAGUGGAGAUGCUGCUGGAGAUGCACAGUGAGGUAGCGCCUCCAGAGCCUCCUAGACUGGAUGACGAGUCGAGUUUUCCCACGCUCGGCGGGAGUACAUCUACUGGAACGAGCGAGAGUCAGAAACCUCCCGAUUCGAAGCCGCCCGAGGAGAUUUUCAAGUCGUUCACCAUCUCAGGCGGUGUAUCAAAUAUGCGUCUGCCCGGGAACAAUAUCGCUUCCAGGUCUACCCACGGCGACUUUGCCGACAGGGUGAGAACCACGCAGCCAAGUGCACCUGCUCAGUCACGAGGUACGACACAAGUAGGAUAUGGCGCAGGAAGCUUCUCCGGGAGGAGAGCCGCCGCGGAGCAGCAGUGGGUGGACACCGGAGACACGGUUUCAGCUAUGUAUGCCACCAACAGGGAGGAUGCUCGGGACUACAUGCGGCUCAGAAAUAUUUGCUUCCAGCAGGCCACGCAGGCGUAUUUAUCCGGAAACAAGGCUCUGGCCAAAGAUCUGAGUCGUCAAGGCCGUCAACACGCGAUGAACAUGAAAGCUGCACACGAGAGAGCAGCUGCCUUUAUUUUCCAGGAAAGAAAUAACAGUAACGUCCAAGGUGGUACACCAAUGCUCGAUCUGCACGGCCUGCACGUCGCUGAAGCAAUCAAUGUUCUUCGGCGGGAGCUCCCAAAUUUUAAGGCGGCCGGGCGAGUUGUUCACAUUCUAGUGGGGACGGGGCACCACACCAAGGAACGUGUUGGAGGAGCUCAAUGA